Galleria mellonella (greater wax moth) is the source of this 1255-nucleotide messenger RNA. RefSeq names its product aldo-keto reductase family 1 member B1-like. The record is from RefSeq and is a predicted model, not a curated record. Bases 160 to 1119 code for a protein of 319 amino acids. Gene Ontology annotation, molecular function: aldose reductase (NADPH) activity. Gene Ontology annotation, cellular component: cytosol. The transcript has 7 exons. Lineage: Eukaryota; Metazoa; Arthropoda; Insecta; Lepidoptera; Pyralidae.
UGUCUUGUCAGUAAUUUAUCGCUCAGUCACGUACUUGAUCUUCGAGGAUUAAUAUCGAUCUGUGAGUUCGUGUUUGGACAGCUAGUAUUAAUUUUGUAGAAACUUCCGUCAUAUAACCUCCUGAAUUUAAAUACAAUAUUUAGCGGCUUAUUUAUAAAUAUGGCUUCAAGAGUACCAAGAGUGAGGUUUAACAAUAACUUGGAGUGCCCCAUACUUGGGCUAGGCACAUGGAAGUCGAAACCGGGCGAGGUGACACAAGCGGUGAAGGACGCCAUAGACGUUGGCUACCGCCAUUUUGACUGCGCUUUUGUCUAUGGCAACGAGAAAGAGGUCGGCGCCGCCAUCACUGAGAAAAUAAAGGCGGGCGUUGUUAAGCGGGAGGACCUAUUCAUCACAUCCAAGUUAUGGAACACCUUCCAUCGGCCGGACCUAGUCCGCGGCGCUCUCAACGCCACCUUGCAGAACCUCAACUUGACAUAUUUGGACCUGUACCUCAUACACUGGCCGCAAGCUUACAAGGAAGAAGCAGGCAGCCUCUUCCCGGCAGAUGAGGCCGGCAAAAUCCAAUUCUCCGAUGUGGACUACGUGGACACGUGGAAGGAGAUGGAGGGGCUGGUCCGCGACGGACUGGUCCGCAGCAUCGGCGUCUCCAACUUUAACAGGAGGCAGCUGGAGAAGUUGCUGCCAGCGGCGACUAUAACGCCUGUCACUAAUCAAGUCGAGUGCCAUCCCUACCUAAAUCAAAGUCGGUUGAAAGCGUUCUGCGAAGAGCGUGGUAUAAAGAUCACGGCCUACUCUCCGCUGGGGUCGCCGGACAGGCCGUGGGCGAAGCCCGGCGAGCCGCUGCUGUUAGAAGACCCCAAACUCAAGGCCAUCGCCGACAGGAUCGGGAAGAGCGUCGCUCAAGUACUGAUCAGAUACCAAAUAGAGCGCGGCGUCAUCGUCAUCCCGAAGUCAGUAACGAAGUCGCGCAUCGCUAGCAACUUUGAAGUUUUCGAUUUCCAGCUGUCCAAACAGGACUUGGAAUUGAUCGACUCCUUCGACUGUAAUGGGCGCCUGGUACCCAUGACUGCCUCCCUCGGACACAAGCAUCACCCGUUCGAAAAUGACGAAUAUUAAAUGAAUUUACAUUCCUAAUAAUAUGUAUAUAAAUACAUAAUUUUUAUAAUAAUGUAUUAUAAAUGAAUUAUGUGAUAACGUGUGUUAUGAUGCAUUUAUGUUUGCAAUGAAAUAAAUAUAUUUUAUUCUGUGUAAA